Messenger RNA from Nomascus leucogenys (northern white-cheeked gibbon), 2557 nucleotides. RefSeq names its product solute carrier family 16 member 8 (gene SLC16A8). Gene Ontology annotation, biological process: monocarboxylic acid transport; transmembrane transport. The record is from RefSeq and is a predicted model, not a curated record. NCBI's taxonomy places the organism in Eukaryota, Metazoa, Chordata, Mammalia, Primates, Hylobatidae. Gene Ontology annotation, cellular component: membrane. Gene Ontology annotation, molecular function: monocarboxylic acid transmembrane transporter activity.
UCUCUGAGUACACCCUCCUCAUCUGUUAUGGGGGCGCUUGUAGCUGCUGGGAGGGCCCUGGGUGGAGCCCCAGGAAUGAGACAGGCUUUGGAGCCAUUCUUUGCAUACAGACGGUUUGAGGUUUGGAGGGCAGAAGGCCACUCUCCCAGUGCUGCUAAGGUUCCUACCUGUCUGGCAGAAGCCAGAGGCCUGACUCCUCUCCCGCAAGAUUCCCAGCUGGCCUGGGGGUGAUCAAUCACCCAUCUUACAUCGGAGGAAACCGAGGUUGGGAGAGGGGAGGCGACCGGCCCAAGUCAGGGAGGGAAUCCAUGGCUGAGCUGGGAUGCAUGGGAACUCAGCUCCCCUGGCUGAUAUCUGUUGAAAGUGGCUUUUGUCCCCUUAAUGUUCUAAUGACAAUAGUCAUUUGUGAUCGCUGAGAAACAUUAGGAACAUGGUGCAAGGCUAAAGAGGAAAGUCACGCACACCGGCCCUUUGCAGCUGGCAUCUGCCCCUCUGCUGUUUGUUCUGUUGUCCCGAGACCCUCACGCGUGCGGGGCGACUUUGGUGCUGGACGCCCACCUCCAGGGACAUACCUGCUCCACUUCCCGACGCCUUCCACCUGAGGUCCUGACGGGCCAGCAGUGUCCUUCAGAGGGAGCCUGCCGAGGUGCAGAGUCAGGUGGGACCCGUCGUCCUCCCCUCGUCCUUCAGCGCCCUUUGCAGGAGAAGGAGACUUGGGGCUUCUGGCCCAGCCACUCCCUCUUGUCCCUGCCCCCUCCCAACAGAGGCAGCGAUGGGCGCUGGCGGCCCCCGGCGAGGCGAGGGCCCCCCAGACGGCGGCUGGGGCUGGGUGGUGCUGGGCGCCUGCUUUGUGGUCACCGGCUUCGCCUACGGCUUCCCCAAAGCCGUGAGCGUCUUCUUCCGCGCUCUCAUGAGCGACUUCGGCGCCGGCUACAGCGACACGGCCUGGGUGUCCUCCAUCAUGCUGGCCAUGCUCUACGGCACGGGCCCUGUGUCCAGCAUCCUCGUGACCCGCUUUGGCUGUCGCCCGGUGAUGCUGGCGGGUGGGCUGCUGGCUUCCGCGGGCAUGAUCCUAGCUUCCUUUGCCACGCGCCUCCUGGAGCUCUACCUGACCGCUGGGGUGCUCACAGGCCUGGGCCUGGCCCUCAACUUCCAGCCGUCGCUCAUCAUGCUGGGGCUGUACUUCGAGCGGCGGCGGCCUCUGGCCAACGGGCUGGCGGCGGCGGGCAGCCCGGUGUUCCUGUCCGCGCUGUCGCCGCUCGGCCAGCAGCUGCUGGAGCGCUUCGGCUGGCGCGGCGGCUUCCUGCUGCUCGGCGGGCUCCUGCUGCACUGCUGCGCCUGCGGGGCUGUCAUGAGGCCGCCGCCCGGGCCGGGCCCGCGACCGCGCAGGGACAGCGCCGGCGACUGCGCCGGGGACGCUCCGGGCGAGGCGGAGGCUGACGGUGCGGGGCUGCAGCUGCGCGAGGCACCCCCCAGGGCCCGGCCCCGCCGGCGCCUGCUGGACUUGGCAGUGUGCACCGACCGCGCCUUCGCCGUGUACGCCGUCACCAAGUUCCUGAUGGCGCUUGGGCUCUUCGUCCCCGCCAUCCUGCUGGUGAACUACGCCAAGGACGCGGGCGUGCCCGACACCGACGCCGCCUUCCUGCUGUCCAUCGUGGGCUUCGUGGACAUCGUGGCGCGGCCGGCGUGCGGCGCCCUGGCGGGCCUGGCGCGUCUGCGACCGCACGUCCCGUAUCUGUUCAGCCUGGCCCUGCUGGCCAACGGGCUCACGGACCUGAGCAGCGCGCGCGCGCGCUCCUACGGCGCCCUCGUCGCCUUCUGCGUCGCCUUUGGCCUCUCCUACGGCAUGGUGGGCGCGCUGCAGUUCGAGGUGCUCAUGGCGGCUGUGGGAGCGCCCCGCUUCCCCAGUGCGCUGGGCCUGGUGUUGCUCGUGGAGGCCGUGGCUGUGCUCAUCGGACCGCCCUCUGCCGGCCGCCUGGUGGAUGCGUUGAAGAACUACGACAUCAUCUUCUACCUGGCCGGCUCUGAGGUGGCCCUGGCCGGGGUCUUCAUGGCUGUCGCCACCAACUGCUGCCUGCGUUAUGCUAAAGCUGCCCCGUCAGGAUCAGGCACUGAGGGCGGAGCCAGUGACACUGAGGACGCUGAGGCUGAAGGGGACUCUGAGCCCCUGCCUGUCGUCGCAGAGGAACCCGGCAACCUGGAGGCCCUGGAGGUGCUCAGCGCCCGGGGCGAGCCCACAGAACCAGAAAUAGAGGCAAGGCCAAGGCUGGCUGCCGAGUCUGUGUAACUCAGGGUGCACUGGGUGGGGUGGCCCAGUGACUUGGGAACACAGCUUCUUGUCUCAGAGAGUCUGGUACGCUGGGAGGCUGAUCUGGGAUGGUCACCCCUGGGGUCCACGUCUGGGCUCCAGUUGAUCCCCUGGGUGUCUGGGAACUGCCUCCCUCAUCUGUGCCCCAAGUUCCGCCAGGCCCUGCCCCCAUCGCCAGUGAAGCCGCUAUGGAGCAACAGGAAACUGUUGAUAAAACUCAGCUGAAUGACAGAAGGUUCUAUUCCUCCA